ACAUUUAGUCUGCCGUGAGCCUUGCCCGUUGCUCGAGUUUUGACCCCGCUUUCCGGUAAGUUUCAUAACGCCCUCAUCACUCCAGAAAGUUCAAUUUGGACUGAAAGUUAUAUUUGGUGUUAGUUGUUUAAAAGUACCCGAAAAGAGCCGUGAAGAAAGAGUUCAUUCAGAGGCUGACACGACAAGACAAUUUAGCCUUCAGACGUUUGGAGAAUCUGUGGUGAAGCCGAUAAAAGGCGACAAAAACCAUGACGAAGAGGAUAUUUCUGUGUCUUUCACUUGUUGCGUUGGUGGACCAAAUCAUGGGGAUCUCUGUAUGUCCUUCUCGUGAGAUUCAGGCCACUCAAGGGGAAGUCACUUCCCCGAAUUUUCCAGAUGCCUACCCUUCUGAUGUAAACUGUGUUCUGACCAUUGAUGGUGGAAACAGUGUUAAAAUCAAGCUGAAGUUUGAACAUUUUGAAGUUGAAGAAGACGAUAAUGAUCCAAACGAGUGUAACUAUGACGCUGUGACCAUCAUCGAUGGCCCAAGAACCUCUCGAUACUGUGGCAGAAGAACUCCCCCGGAGUAUACAUCGACAGGAAAUAAGAUUUCCAUCGGCUUUAAGUCGGACGAAUCUUUUGAGAUUAAAGGUUUCAACAUCUCGUUCACCUCCUUCGCUGUUGAGACAGAUCCACCAAAAGGCUCUGACAUUUGUCCCACAAGAGAAAUUAAGAUCAAGCCUGACUCGCCAGAAACAAUGAAAGGAGCGCUUUAUUCACCAAAUUUUCCCAACUUUUAUCCAAACGACCAGAGCUGCACAUUAACUUUGGACGUACCUGAUAACUACAAGGCUGUUGUCACGUUCCAGAAGUUUGCUUUGCAAUAUUCUGAGACGUGCGAUUUUGACAAGUUAGUGGUUAGUGACGAGAGCGACAGUGAUACACAGUGCGGGGGGGGCGCAGACCGGCUCCCUCCUUUAAUAGAGAAAAAAGGAAGAGAAGUCAAGUUUUCUUUCACCACUGAUAGUUCAACAACAUCAACAGGAUUCCAGUUGGAGUAUAACAUCACUCGUCUUGAAGAAGGUCGGUGUGUGUGUACCACAGGAUUGGGUUAUACAACCAUUGCAAACUUCAAACCAAGAAAUGACAGAAAGCACGAUGAUAUCCGCUUUGAGUUUAAAAGUACUCAAUCGAGUGGAAUGAUCAUGUAUGCCAAAGGAUACUACAAGGAUUAUAUUUACAUUGGUUACAAGGAUAGCAAUGUUUUUAUGUACCACAUUGAGCUGGGCACAGGAACAAAAAGGAUGGAGACAAAGAACUUGAAACUAAACGACGAUAACUGGCACAAGGUCCACCUGACCCGCGCCGACCGAGUGCUUACCAUCAGCAUUGACGACGUAACUCUCUCUGGACAAGCUCCAGGAGGUUACAAUCGUCUUGAUAUACCAACCGCAACAGCAUAUUUCCUGGGAGCUCCAACAAGUUUGAACCUGGAACCUAAUUUCAUUGGCUGCAUCCGGGAUUUUACGGUCGAUGGCUAUGAGCCACUAACAAACGCCUGGGUAGGAAAGCCAGACUAUUCGAUAGUGGGCAAAAGUUCUAUGAGACAAUGCAGCUAAUUUGAGAAAUAAGACGGAACAUCCUGGCUUGAGGGAUUUGUUAACAUAAUUUUCUUUAAUCGAUUGUAGUCACGCAUUUGUUAGAUUUUUUGAUAACGCCAAAGAGGCUCACAUUAUAUUAUAAUCAGGGAAAAAAACAUUGACCAUGUUUGAAUCUUAUUCGGAGAAUAGGAUUACGAUGACUGUUUAAACGCCUUUAGGGACUGUUCAUUAAUUAUUGCUUGGGAGAGAGGGGGAAGGGUACAGGAUUUUGAUUGUAUCACAAUAUAAAAACUUACCUGUUCCCCUCCCAUAGGGCUGUGUGGUUUUCUAAUAACAUCCUCCCCCCCCCCCCCCCCCC
Pocillopora damicornis (cauliflower coral) is the source of this 1938-nucleotide messenger RNA. Its product is annotated as zinc metalloproteinase nas-39. NCBI's taxonomy places the organism in Eukaryota, Metazoa, Cnidaria, Anthozoa, Scleractinia, Pocilloporidae. The record is from RefSeq and is a predicted model, not a curated record.